This is a messenger RNA of Scleropages formosus (Asian bonytongue), 1762 nucleotides long. Its product is annotated as motile sperm domain-containing protein 1-like. Gene Ontology annotation, cellular component: cytoplasm. NCBI's taxonomy places the organism in Eukaryota, Metazoa, Chordata, Actinopteri, Osteoglossiformes, Osteoglossidae. The transcript is spliced from 6 exons. Bases 308 to 964 code for a protein of 218 amino acids. The record is from RefSeq and is a predicted model, not a curated record.
CAGGAGAAGAGGCCGAAGUACGAGUGAGUGUUGCGGCAUUAGCACUCAUUACGUCAUUGAAAGGCACUGGCGGAAUUCCCUCGGUCCUCCACUAUCCCAGCAUUCCUUGCUGCGAACUGCAGCAGCCCGACAAAGAGAGCAGGGAAGGCAAAGAAAACAGCAGGGUGUUGGCAAUGAUGCUGAGGAGGAGCUGAGACAGGAAGUCUGCCACAGCCCAGGGGGAGGGGGUUAUUGCCGCGGAGGAGCCCCGCGUGGGAGUCAGCGUGAAGGGGGGCAGGCAGGGGGGGCCGUGCGCUGCCGGGGACCAAUGCAGCAGCCGAGCCGGAAGCCUGAGCUAGUGGAAGGCAGCCUUCCCGUGUUUGUCUUCCCUACCGAGCUGGUGUUCUACGCCGAUGAGCAGUCAUCCCACAAGCAGGUGCUCACCCUCUACAACCCCUAUGAGUUCGCUCUCAAAUUCAAAGUACUCUGCACUGCACCUAACAAGUAUGCUGUGGUGGACGCCACGGGGGCCGUGAAGCCACAGUGCUGUGUGGACAUCGUGAUCCGCCACAGGGAUGUCCGAGCCUGUCACUAUGGCGUGAUCGACAAGUUCCGGCUGCAGGUGUCUGAGCAGAGCCAUCGCAAGGCCUUGGGCUGCAAGGAGGUGAUGGCCACCCUCUUACCCUCCGCCUCUCAGGAGAGCUCUUCCCCACGGCCCCAGGAGGAGGAGCGCAAGAUGAAGGAGCGGCUGACGGAGAGCACAUUCUUCGAGCAGGCCUCGUUCCAGCCUGAGAGCAGGAUGGUGUCAGGGGGGCCCAGUGCACUCACCAUACUGCUUGGGGUGGUGUGUGUGAUCGUCCUGAUGCUGCCCACCCUCGGGGAGCUGGAGUCUGUAGUGCCUGUCUACCUCCACUUAAGUGUUAACAAGAAACUUGUAGCUGCUUAUGUUCUAGGUCUUCUAACAAUGGUAAUUCUUCGAACAUGAGAUGCUGCAGAAGCUUGAAGUGUCCGCAGGAAGCAAUGGGGGAAGCGCCGCCCCCAGGCAUUCUCUCUUGGAACACACGUUUCGGUGGCAUGGGACAUGGGCGAGAGAGGAGACCGUAGUCCUCUGAAUCAGUUCUUGAAUAUACGAGUUACAGAGCAGCUGCUGCUGCAACAAAGAGGAGGAUGGAGUCUAGCACAGGGGCCAGGUGGAGAGGUGCUGGGCUGGGCCGGGCCAGGCUGGGACGGGUCGGGGACGACAUUGAGGCAUACUCAAGGGCUGGGUGGGGGUGGGGGUGGGGGUUGGGGGAUGGAGCUGUAAAGCAGCAAAAGGCAAACUGUUUUAUUCAAGUGUCUGACUUUUUGUCCCCAGUGACUUGUUUGUGGCAUGCCAUUGCUGUUCAGAUCAGAAAUGCAAAAUGCUACCUUUGCUAUUUUACCAGUCUAAUAAAGUCUAUCGAUUUUUGGGUGUAGUAGUCAAAGUAUUAGAACAGAGAUGGUGUGUUAAACUGCCUCUGACUCUUCAAUUCCCACAGCUGUGUUGUUUUAAUCGCAAAACAAAGUGUUUUGUUACUGUGUCCCUCUUGAGUUUUAAUACCAGUCAUACCUGACAAAUGUGCAAGUCCAUGUACAUUCAGAAUGUUAAAAUUUAUGAGCAAAGGGAAUAAUGAAACUAUACUGGUAGAGAAGGGAAGUACACGUGACAUAACAUAAAACAAUUCAUUGUCUCCCUGUGUAGGAAAAUUGGUGGUGAAUAUAUAAAUACGUGUGCAAUUCUGAAGCGCGCACACACACACACACA